AUGAAUAUUAAUUUUGCUGUGUUUAUUUGUGUCUUAUUCAUUGUUAACGGCGUUACGCGAGCGUAUGCCGGACAUGCUUCAAGUAUAAAAUCGCAUUUCAAAGAAUCGUCGUCGUACGCACAACAGGUGCCGUGGACGCCGCCGGAACCGUCUGUAGGCGGUGUAGGGGUUAGGGGCGUCGAUGUCUCCGUAGGCGAAGCGGGGACGAUGGGCGGCGGCGGCUCGAUGGGCAUGAUGGGAGACCCAUUGCUCUUGUCGCCUUCGUCGUCACCUUCGCCUCCGGCGUUGCCCACGGACCCGCCGCCAAAGUGCAACAACGUGUCCGGCCUUUCAGCCGGCCAAGCCAAGCUGUGCCUGCUUUACGAGGAACAUUUGGCCUCCAUCAGGUACGGCGUCCAAGCGGGACUUGCCGAAUGCCGGUCGCAGUUCCUGAAUCGUCGCUGGAACUGUUCCAUGACCGCCGAGAACGUCGGUUCUCCGUUCCUCGGACCUGAUUUGCAAACAAGCAGCCGGGAGGCAGCAUUCGUGCAGGCGAUCAAAGCAGCCGGCGUUGCGCACGCCAUGGCCCGUGCCUGCAGAGACGGUCGUUUAAACACGUGCAGUUGCUCGAGAUCGGGAAGACCAAAGGAUUUGAGAAGGGAUUGGGUUUGGGGCGGUUGUGGAGAUAACAUGGAAUACGGAUACAAGUUCACUAAAGUGUUUUUGGACGUUAAGGAAAAAGAGAAACGGUGGAAAAAGGGAUCUCCGGAACAAGGUCGAAACUUGAUGAACCUGCACAACAACGAGGCUGGAAGAAGGGCAGUGCUGAAGAAGUCCAGAGUCACUUGCAAAUGCCACGGCGUUUCCGGUUCAUGCAGUUUGAUUACUUGUUGGCAGCAAUUACCGUCUAUUCGCGAGUUGGGCGAACAUCUGAAAGAAAAGUACGAAGGUGCCAUCGAGGUGAGGGCUACAAGACGAGGACGGUUACAGAUCAGGGAUCCUAGAUUCAGUCUGCCGACGGCAAGCGAUCUCGUCUACAUCGACGACUCGCCCAACUACUGCAUUAGGAACAUCACAGCCGGUUCUAUAGGUACUCAUGGCCGAGAAUGUAACCGUACAUCACAUGGAAUGGAUGGUUGCAGUUUACUAUGUUGUGGUAGGGGCUACAAUACACAACGAUUGGUCACACGCGAAAAAUGCGAAUGCAAAUUUCAUUGGUGUUGUUAUGUGCAGUGUAAGACAUGUACCCGUAAUGCUGAAGUACAUACGUGUAAAUAG
Messenger RNA from Macrosiphum euphorbiae (potato aphid), 1257 nucleotides. Lineage: Eukaryota; Metazoa; Arthropoda; Insecta; Hemiptera; Aphididae. The record is from the annotation of a GenBank genome assembly.